Molecule: messenger RNA, 7566 nt
Organism: Larimichthys crocea (large yellow croaker)
Lineage: Eukaryota; Metazoa; Chordata; Actinopteri; Sciaenidae
Gene: itgb4
Product: integrin, beta 4
Exons: 44
Coding region: 401-6367 (1988 amino acids)
Biological process (GO): cell-cell adhesion; cell-matrix adhesion; cell adhesion mediated by integrin
Cellular component (GO): focal adhesion; cell surface; membrane
Molecular function (GO): integrin binding
Source: RefSeq, a predicted model, not a curated record
UGGUGGAAAAAAAAAGAGACGCCAUUCCUAAGCGCUGAAUGAACUCAGUGAUCCAAAAAGAGCACUUUUUGUCAUGUAAAUGAGCGAGGAGCUGAGCACAGACUAGAAGCGGGCAAAGGGGAGCUGGGAGCUGCAAGUGGAGGCAUUUUUUUGUCGGGCUCUGCGUCUCCUCUACUUAUUUGACUUGGUUGGACCUGGUUUGUCAACAGUGUGCGUGGGGAGAGCACAUCUCUGCUUCUCUGCUAAUGAGUCCACUUCACCAGGACAGCACCUCGUUCACAGUGGAUACAAACAUUUCCCAAACUCUUGGGUCAACCAAAGCAAACGGGAAUUAGUUUUCUUCUUAUUUAUUGCUGGACUUUUGGACUUGGACUGAGCAAGAGCUAGAAAGAGGAAGGAGAUGGGGAGAUGGACAUUACAUCUCUCGGUGGGGCUUGGGCUUCUAGCUGUCCUGUUAACCUGCUGUUAUGCUGAAGUGAACUACUGCUUCGCCAGCAGGGCCGGGACCUGCUCGGAGUGCCUGCAGGCUGGGGUUGGUUGCGCCUACUGCACUGAAGAGACCUUUGAAGGCCCUCGCUGUGACCUCCACAAGAAUAUAAUUGCCCAAGGCUGCAAAACUGAAGCUAUUAUAAAAUAUGAGGGCGAUAUGAAGAUAGAACAAAAAAAGCAAAUCAACACUUUACUUCAGCAGUCUCAAGUAUCUCCACAGCUGAUGAGCCUGUCUUUUCUGCCUGGAGAGGAAAGGGAGGUGGAUGUGCAGGUGUUUGCUCCAACCAAAGGCCCACUGGAUCUUUAUAUUCUUAUGGACUUCUCCAACUCCAUGGCUGACGAUUUGGACAACUUGAAAAAGAUGGGCAAAAAAUUUGCUGAUUUGGUGAGCUCACUGUCAGAGGACUACACCAUUGGGUUUGGAAAGUUUGUGGACAAAGUGAUUGAGCCCCAGACUGACAUGAGAUCCUCCAAACUUAAAGAGCCAUGGCCCAACAGUGAUCCUCCAUUCUCGUUCAAAAAUGUCAUUAAGCUGACCAGUGACGUGAAGUUUUUCACAAAUGAGCUCCAGAAGGAAAGAAUAUCUGGCAACCUGGACGCUCCUGAAGGAGGUUUUGAUGCCAUAUUGCAGGCUGCAGUUUGUACGGAUAAGAUCGGCUGGCGCAAGCACAGCACACAUCUCCUGGUUUUCUCCACUGAGUCAGCCUUUCACUACGAGGCUGACGGUGCUAACGUACUGUCAGGCAUCCUGCCACGCAAUGACGAGCAGUGUCACCUGGACGACACAGGCAGUUACACAAAGGAUAUACACCAAGAUUACCCUUCAAUACCCACACUGGUCCGUGUGCUGGGCAAAAACAACAUCAUUCCCAUCUUUGCUGUCACAAACCACUCCUAUACAUACUACCAGAAACUCCAAGAGUAUUUCCCCAUUGCUGAGGUUGAUCUGCUACAAGAGGACUCAUCCAAUAUCGUGCAAGUCAUGGAAAAUGCCUUCAAGAGGAUCCGAUCAAAGAUGAGCAUCCGUGCAGAAGACAGACCCAAGGUUUUCGAAACACAUUUCUUGUCCGCCGAUCGACACCUUUCACAAUACGGGGAUUUUAAUUUCCAACCUGGAGAAAUAGGCAAUUUCAAGAUGCAGCUCAAAGCCCAGCGGAUGAUCAAUGACGAGCCUGUCUGUAAGAUGGAUAUGAGUGAUAAAGAAGGAACAAUGAAAGUCAAACCUACAACCUUUGGCGAUGGUGUCAACAUUAAUGCUUUGCUCCUAUGUCCAACCUGCCCUUGUGAGAAGACCCCCUUCAAUAAAGCAAACAGAUGCAACGGCAAUGGAGACCUGGUGUGCGGGAAGUGUCGGUGCUAUGAUGGCUGGCAAGGUCCUUUCUGUAACUGCUCAGAAAGUUCUUCAGCUCUGGCCACCAACCAGUGUGUACUUCCAGGAAUGUUGGAACCUUGUUCAGGCCGUGGAGAUUGCAUGCCGUGUGGAAUCUGUGCGUGCUAUAACCCCGAUCAGUUUGAAGGACAGUACUGUCAGUACGAUAAAACCCAGUGCCAACGAUUCGGAGGCUUCCUCUGCAAUGACCGUGGCUCUUGCGUGAUGGGUCGGUGUGCAUGUUCUGAGGGCUGGGAGGGUAAUGCCUGUGAGUGUCCCCAGAGCAACCAGACCUGUCUGGACAGCAAGGGCGGUGUCUGCAACGGGCGAGGUAAAUGUGUAUGUGGCCGCUGUGAGUGUCCACAGUCUGCUUUCGACAUUACUUCAACCUGUGAGCCAAAUUUCCAGCAAUACUCAGGUGCGUGCGAGGGUACAAGGGCUUGUGCCCAGUGUCUGGCCUGGGGGACAGGAGAGAAGAAAGAGAAGGAGGAGUGUGAUAAGUGCACCUUUACCAUUGAAAAGGUGGAUGAACUCAAAAAACGUGAGGAGGUGCUUGAUUUGUGCAGUUUCCGUGAUGAGGAGGAUGACUGCACAUACCAUUACACUGUCGAAAACGAUGAAGAUCUGAAGAAAGACUUGAAAGUUCAGGUGCUCAAAAAGAAAGAUUGUCCUCCUGCCAGCCUCUUGUGGUUACUGCCGCUCCUCUUGUUUCUCCUGUUACUGCUGGCACUUCUGCUGCUCUGCUGUUGGAAAUACUGUGCCUGCUGCAAAAGCUGCUGGCAGAGAUUUCUUGCCCUGCUGCCUUGCUGUAGAAAAGGUCGCAUGGUGGGCUUUAAGGAAGAUGAGUAUUUGCUCCGCCAGUCUCUGCUCACCUCAGACCACCUGGACACACCAAUGGUAAGGACUGGCCCACCCAAAGGAACAGAUGUGGUUCGCUGGAAGGUCACUGAUAACGUACACCGAGGACCGAACCACCCUGAGGCACUGAUAAAGCCCAACCCUAAAGAGACCAUCCAGUUCCCAAUCUCUCUCAGGCUAAACAGGUUGUUCCAUGAGAACCUGUCUCACCCUGAAUCCAGAGACGCUGAACAGCUCCGCAAGGAAGUAGCUGAUAAUUUAAAUGAGGUGUACAAGCAGAUUCCUGGUGCCCAGAAGGUGCAAAAAACCGCAUUCAGAAUGCAGCGAAAUGCCGGAAAAAGGCAGGACUACGCCAUUGUGGACACCAUCUUGUCUGCUCCUCGUAGCAGCUACCCUGAUAUUGUUAAACUGACAGAAAAAAAUGUCCAGUCUGGAAACUUACAUGACCUCAAAGUGGUGCCUGGCUACUACACUGUGGCCACAGACAGAGAGGCUGCAGGAGCUAUCGAGUUUCAAGAAGAUGUGGAGUCGGUAGAUGUUCAUGUGCCGCUCUUCGUCAAGGAUGAAGACGAUGACAAAAAACAGCUGCAGGUGGAAGCCAUGGAUGUGCCACUGGGCAUUGCUGAGAUUGGAAAACGUUUGGUUAACAUCACCAUUAUCAAAGAGCAUGCCUCAAGUGUCUUCUCAUUCCUCCAGCCGGCCUACACCUACAGCCGGCAGGAUGGGGUGGCCAACAUCCCAAUUGUCAGAGAGAUCAUAGAAGACGGACGCACACAGGUCACCUACCGCACACGAGACCUCACAGCCAAGGAUAAGAAGGAUUAUGUGACUGUGGAGGGAGACCUAUCCUAUGGUCUUGGUGAGACCCAGAAAACAGUCCCGGUUCGUCUGCUGGAGCUGGGUGAGAAUGAUGGCCUCCUGGAAGACAAACAGGUCAAGCAAUUUGUUAUGGAUCUCAGUAACCCACGGCAGGGCGCCAAGCUGGGACGCUACCCAAGAACUACUGUCACCAUCGCAGACCAACCAGAGCCCAGUGUGAUGAUGUUCAAAAAGGGCACCCAGAAUUUCACCACAUCUGACCCAACCUACACCAUCCCUGUGGUUCGUUCUCGCAACCAGGACACAGCUGCCACAGUGAAAUGGCGCACCAAGAAGGCCCAGCGCUUUGAGCUAUCUGGCCCACUGAAGUUUGGUCCUGGAGAGACGGAGAAAAACAUAGUGAUCGACCCGAAGGCCCAUUCUGGUCCAAUCCAGCCAGAGACCUUUCAUUUGGAGCUGUUUGAGCCAAGUAGCAAUGCUUCUAUUGGAGAAAGGAAGACUACUCUUGUCAAUGUCACUGAUGGAGCUCCCAGAACUAUGGCCCAGAUGCAGCAGAAGGGCUACAUAAGCCCAAAAACCUCAGCCUCUGGUGGUUUCCCGCUCUCCCCAGAAAAUCCUGUGGCCAAGGCAACUGGACCCAGAAGCAUCCGCCUCAACUGGGACCCACCGUCUGGCAACCCCAUGGGGUACAAGGUCAAGUAUUGGAUCUACGGUGACCCAGAGAAAGAUGCUGAGGUGUUAGAUGUGAAUACUACUCAUGCUGAGUUGACCAAUCUGUACCCCUAUUGUGACUAUGAGAUGCGAGUGUGCGCCUACAAUGCAAUGGGAGAUGGCUACGAUACAGACGUUGUUACCUGUCAAACACUGGAGGAUGUGCCUGGUGAACCUGGACGUCUAGCCUUUAAUGUCAUCAGUCCAACUGUCACUCAGCUCAGCUGGGCAGAGCCUGCAGAGACCAAUGGCAAAAUUACAGCUUAUGAGGUCAUCUACACCCCCAUCGAUGAUGAACAGAAGGCAGUGGGUGCUGCCAAGAAAGUAAAGAUUGACAACCCCAAGAAGAGAAUGCUGUUGAUCGAGAAUCUCCAAAACGCCCAGACCUACCAGUACAAAGUCCGUGCCAAGAACAGCGUGGGCUGGGGCCCCUUCAGAGAUGCCACCAUCAACCUGGCCUCACAGCCUGCCAGACCUCUGUCCAUUCCCAUCAUUCCAGAUAUCCCCAUCGUAGACGCAGAAGCAGGAGACGAGUAUGACAGCUACCUGAUGUACAGCAAUGAGGUGCUGAAAUCCCCCACAGGCUCCAAGACACCCAGCGUCUCUGGUGAUGGGUGGAAAUAUGUCCAGUUGGUGGGGUCCAACCUGGAUCUCCGUAAGGUGUCGUGGAAAAAGCGUGUGGACAUCAUCCCCAGUCGGCUCAGCACAGACACAGAGACAAGCCUUGACGAGACCCCCCACCCCAGCUCUGCUCAAACAGCCCUGCCAGAUUACACGAUGAAUGGCACCUUCCUUUACCCAGGGGGAUCAGCGACACGCAACAUGUCAGCUUCGUCCUCUCCCAUGUCCACUUUGAGCUCAAACUACAGAGGGGCAGGCAGCUCCUACACCACAGAAACAAACACCACCUACAUGUCCGGAGCAGGAAGCUCUCGUAGACAGGAAAUGAUCGGAGGAGGACUUCACACAACAGAAGUGAUCAUGAGGAAGCGCUCAGAGAACAGAGGUUACACAGAUGAAAACAUCCGUGACUCUAUUGUCAUGGGAGACGUGUUGAGCAAGUUCCCAGAUCUAGGUGGUUUCGGCUACACUGGGAUGCAGAGCACCUCUCAGAGCCAGUUCAGCUACAGCCUGUCUCAGGGUUCGAGGGCCAGGACCCAGUCUUCAGACGUCAAUGAGGCCCUUUAUAAUCUGGACAGGGUGCUCCAGGAUGCUCGAGUUUCUCCAGGUGUUCCUGACACCCCCAGCAGACUGGUGUUUUCCGCUCUGGGUCCCACUGCCCUCAAAGUCAGCUGGCAGGAACCCCACUGUGAGAAAGACAUCAUGGGCUACUGUGUUCUCUACCAGCUGCUCAAUGGAGGUGAGGUGAGGCGUAUUAAUGUGACAAACCCAGCAGAGAACUCUGUGAUCAUCCAGGACCUGCUGCCCAACCAUUCCUACCUAUUCAAGGUGAAGGCUCAGAGCCAGGAGGGCUGGGGUCCAGAGAGAGAGGGAGUCAUCACCAUCGAGUCUGCUGUUGACCCCAAGAGUCCCCUCAGCCCCAUGCCAGGCUCACCAUUUACUCUGAGCACCCCCAGUGCCCCAGGCCCCCUGGUCUUCACUGCCCUGAGUCCUGAUUCCCUGCAGCUCAGCUGGGAGAAACCACGUAAACCCAACGGAGACAUCCUGGGAUAUGUAGUCACUUGUGAACAGCUGCAUGGUGGAGGAGACAUGCGUUCUUUCCAGGUGACUGGCGACAACGCUGAGACCAGUCUGACCGUCCCAAACCUGACCGAGAACAUUCCUUACAAAUUCAAAGUCCAGGCUCGAACCACACAGGGCUUCGGUCCUGAGAGAGAAGGCAUCAUCACCAUAGAGUCUCAGGAUGGAAGUGCUUUGUCUCAGUACAACAGCCAAUCAAUGACGAGGAGGGAAGUUUUCCAGAUGCCAACAGAGGUCAGCACGCGAACCAACGUCUCCCACACCAUGCUUAACGACCCGUACUUCUCAGAUGGGAUGAUGAUGACCACGCAGCACACAGAGAGCAGCGGCAUGGUGACCCGUCAAAUCACCAAGGAAGUGGUUCAGAGGAGCGUCAUCGGCGGAACCACUGUCACAAAGAAGAUGUUUUAUGAAUCUUAAGACCAUAUUUAAAUACAACCAAAGGUCCAACAUGAUGAGGAAUCAUAUCUGAGAUUCUCUUUUAAAAAGAGUCGGCUUCAGAGUACUUUUAUACGUGUGUGUGUGUGUGUGUGUGUGUGUGUGUGUGUGUGUGUGUGUGGGAGACUGUGCGACCAAAAAACAUUUCAUGUCAUAAAUAGACGAAGAGGAGGUCACCCUGCCAUGACUGUUACACACUUCCUUUCCCUCUCACUGUUCACUCCUGGUUAUACAGCUUCUUUCCACUGAGGGAAUCGUGUAGUGUUAGACUCCACUCCCUCUGUCGGUCCAGAUCUGGUAAGACACACUGGGGCUUAAAUCAGGCCAGCACGGGCCAGUAAUCUGCAGUUCAGUAAUCCAAAGUGACCUUUUCCACCUCCCAACCUCCACCUGUCUGAAAGAGAUAGUUUGAGUGUGUGUGUGUGUGUGUGUGUGUGUGUGUGUGUGUGUGUGUGUGUGUGUGUGUGUGUGUGAGACUAUUUCAUCUUAAACCCACCAAAUUUCAUCUCUCCUUCUGUCUUUUUGCAUAAUUUUCCCCCAUGUGGCCUUUUUUUGAGUGAGUAUAAAGGUGGUGUAUUUGGGACUUUUGUUCAUAGGUUUGUAUUAUAUUAAAGUGUGAUAAAGUUUUUUUUCUAAGCAUAUUUAAUACUUUUUAAGAUUUUUACUUAAAGCAGACUGACAUUAAAUUUAAUGCCAAGUAUAGAGGUAUUUCCACAGACACAGUGGUGCUUGUGUUGCUCAUUUCUAUGCGUAUUUCCUACUGACAAGCACGGGGCAUGAUUCUACAGUACAGACAAAUGAUGAAAAAUUCUGAAAUGUUUUAUACAGAUAUGUUGUAUACACUGCUUCAAGUUGUCAUGUUUCCUUACUCUGCAAGGCCAUAGCAUUUUGAGUAAUUAAUAUUCAAACCAGGAGAUUUCCUUAUUUUAGAUAAGUGGUAUGUAAAGACGGAAAGAUUGUAUUUGCUUCAAUGCAAGUCCUACUGUAUUCUGGCUCCUCAUGUUGUUGCUUUAAUAAAACAUACUUUGAGAGGAUCUUUUUAUCAGAUGGAUGAACUUUUCACCAAAAACACACUUUACUUCAUUCAUGUACUUCUGAGCAUAUCGUUUGAUGUAACACUUGCUUUUUUGCAUCGUCUUUUUUUUUCAGUUCUAUUGCACUUAAUAAAGGUUUGAAAUAAA